ACUGGUUGGAGGAAGUGGAAAGGGAGCUGGGCGCCGCCAUAUUGAAAUCUCAAAUCAGUUAUUAGUAUGAAGGAGAGGUAUUUGUAGAAAACGGGAAAGAGAGUAUUUGCAUCCUGCUCCGCCUCAGCAGCCAGUCUAAGUCCCAUUCUUAGAAGACGAUCUGGCCAGCCGGCGUUAAAGAAGUAGCAGCAUGUCCGAAACAUAUGAUUUCUUGUUUAAAUUUCUUGUGAUUGGCAGUGCCGGUACUGGAAAAUCCUGUCUUCUACAUCAGUUUAUCGAAAACAAAUUUAAACAAGACUCGAAUCACACAAUUGGAGUAGAAUUUGGAUCAAAAGUGGUUAAUGUUGGGGGGAAGACCGUGAAAUUGCAAAUAUGGGAUACAGCAGGACAAGAACGUUUUAGGUCUGUAACAAGGAGCUACUAUCGAGGAGCAGCAGGAGCACUUUUAGUAUAUGAUAUCACAAGCCGUGAAACGUACAAUGCAUUAACUAACUGGCUGACUGAUGCCAGGACUCUUGCCAGCCCCAAUAUAGUUAUCAUUCUUUGUGGUAACAAAAAGGACCUGGAUGCUGACCGAGAAGUCACAUUCCUUGAGGCUUCCCGCUUUGCACAAGAAAAUGAAUUGAUAUUUUUAGAAACCAGUGCACUGACUGGAGAAAAUGUAGAGGAAGCCUUUUUGAAAUGUGCAAGGACCAUCCUGAAUAAAAUUGAAUCAGGUAAGCGAAAAGUAUGA
Messenger RNA from Protopterus annectens (West African lungfish), 733 nucleotides. RefSeq names its product RAB4B, member RAS oncogene family (gene RAB4B). The coding region runs from base 191 to 733 and encodes 180 amino acids. The record is from RefSeq and is a predicted model, not a curated record. NCBI's taxonomy places the organism in Eukaryota, Metazoa, Chordata, Ceratodontiformes, Protopteridae. The transcript is spliced from 6 exons. Gene Ontology annotation, cellular component: endosome. Gene Ontology annotation, biological process: regulation of endocytosis; Rab protein signal transduction. Gene Ontology annotation, molecular function: GTP binding; GTPase activity.